Myxocyprinus asiaticus (Chinese sucker) is the source of this 618-nucleotide messenger RNA. RefSeq names its product cytochrome c oxidase copper chaperone. The record is from RefSeq and is a predicted model, not a curated record. The transcript is spliced from 4 exons. The coding region runs from base 146 to 349 and encodes 67 amino acids. Gene Ontology annotation, biological process: mitochondrial respiratory chain complex IV assembly. Gene Ontology annotation, cellular component: mitochondrial intermembrane space. Gene Ontology annotation, molecular function: copper chaperone activity; copper ion binding. Lineage: Eukaryota; Metazoa; Chordata; Actinopteri; Cypriniformes; Catostomidae.
AUUUGUUUUAAACUAUGACCCGGAAGCUACACGACACUUCCGCUUUUUGACAGCUAAGAUAGCAGCACGCGGGUUGUGUAAGGAAGGGCACACGAGAGUACAACACUGCCUGCAGCAUUACAUAAAGCAGCACUUGUAAGUGGAAAUGUCGAACCUGUCAGCAGCUAGUAUUGAGUCUUCACCUGCUAUAGAGGGGACAGAGCAGAAGAAGCCUCUGAAACCUUGCUGUGCGUGUCCUGAGACCAAGAAGGCAAGAGAUGCCUGCAUUAUUGAGAAGGGAGAAGAAAGCUGCACAGACCUCAUAGAAGCUCACAAGGAAUGCAUGAGGGCGCUUGGUUUUAAGAUCUAACCCCAUCAUGAUGUGAUUGCGUGGAUGUUUGUGACUGGCUGUAUGACAUGGUCCUGGUGUGUGCUUCAUUUUUAUUUAUACUGAAACACUGAAAGGAAGAUUAUGUGGUACGGAAAUUGUUUUUUGAGGGAAAUACUGUCUAUUUUUCUUUUUUUAUAUGUGCAAAUUGAUACUUAAUAUGAAUAAAGAUCCUAUGCAAGAUGUUUUAAGUCACUCUCUCUUCUAAGUUUACCAUUGAUUAAUUAAAAUGAAGAGAUUUCUAUAAUGAA